GCGAUAUUUGUCACGACUCCGUGAUUUGGCCAACAGCUGAUUUUUAGAAAGCAAAGAGCUGGGAGGAUACACAAUUUUAAGAAGAAUAAACAUAUUUUGCUGUUGUACAAAUCUAUUUAUUUAAAAAAAAAAUGGCCGAAACAGACCCGAAAUCGGUUCAGGAUCUCACAGCAGUGGUGCAGACAUUGCUGCAGCAGAUGCAGGACAAGUUCCAGACAAUGUCAGACCAGAUCAUCGGGAGAAUUGAUGAAAUGAGCACCCGCAUCGAUGAUCUAGAGAAGAACAUAGCAGACCUGAUGACUCAGGCAGGAGUGGAAGAGAAUGAAGGAGAGAACAAGGUCAAAGAGGGAGGAGAGGCCUCCUAGUAGAGGAUGCUGAGAAGACACUAUACACACUAUUCAGGAGCAGCAAGAUUUUCUCUAUGGUGACUAACAUAUUUUGGUUUGAUGUGAUGCUUUUU
Molecule: messenger RNA, 460 nt
Organism: Rhinichthys klamathensis goyatoka
Lineage: Eukaryota; Metazoa; Chordata; Actinopteri; Cypriniformes; Leuciscidae
Gene: hsbp1b
Product: heat shock factor binding protein 1b
Exons: 4
Coding region: 132-365 (77 amino acids)
Biological process (GO): cellular heat acclimation
Cellular component (GO): nucleus; cytosol
Molecular function (GO): transcription corepressor activity
Source: RefSeq, a predicted model, not a curated record